ACUCUGAUCUCUGGCAGGUUUAUUGAUGUUGCCGUUAUGACUUUUUUUAAGUAUGUUCUUUGAGAAGUUGUGUUAAUCUAAUUGAACAUGUAGCUUUAAAGUGCUCGAUUGGUCUGUGUAUUUUCUCUAAAUUUUUGCCAAAUAAUUACGCAAAUAUUUGCCUUUAGGCCCUAUCAUUGACAUUCGCCUUUCUAGCGUUAUUUUAUUCUAUAAUCAGAAUGUCCACUUGUGUCAACAAACGGGACGACAGACAGAACAGUCUGUCCGGACAUCUUAACUGAGGACCUAAAGAUGUUGCGGUUGGUCCAACCCCUCCCAUGGCUGUGCGCAGAAAAGCGCACACGCUCGUGCUCUUUACGCAUCGUUUUGGUCCAGCGUUUCCUAUAAAAUUCACUUUCAUCGAGGAACACCUACAGCGCAGUCUCGAAUCUUUUCCAGUCUUUCAAGUGGUGCACAAGGAUACCCUAAUGAGAUCAUUACCCUGGGUACAGAAGCCUAGCAUGGGUGACUGCGGAUUCGCUGCUUGAAGGAGAGACGAAACGCCAAGGAUUACAUCCAUUAAUGUUGGAGUGAGCCGCAGGACUGAUAAACAAUCGAAGUCUGUGCGGAUGAUUGGAUAAAGCCUGAGUACAGAAUGGCAAGUGUAAACCGAUAGGGACGGUGUAAACAUUGGCAGACCUCAUUUCCCUGUUACCUCCAUUUCCUCUAGCCUAUCUGCCGCAGAGACAAAACGUGCGGUUUUGGUUUCACAAGGAACACCUCAUAAAAGAAAUAACAGGCUCAGAACGGGGAGUUCAGUUUUUUUGUUGUUGUUGCAAUUCAUUUCAUCACAAGGAGACCCGCGCUUUUUUAGAAUGUGGGACUCCGUGUCAUGCAGGGAAGUUGGUAUUUUAAUUGCGCAGCCAGAGUUUCCACAUAUCUGCUGAAGUGAUGUGAUUGUUUUGUUUCCCCUUUCGUCUGCGGCCAGGCUGCAGGCAUCUUCGUCGGAGGUGUUCCCUCGUUGCCUGUGCAACUGAAGUUAAAUCGCAUCUUCGACAACGUGACGUAGCCUACAACAUUAGUUGAUCUUCUUUUAAAGAUAUACCUGUAUGGUAUAUUGGUUUUAUUGUCGGUAUGAGCUGUCUCUUCAAGGUAUGUAGUCAAUGACGUUAUUAAUUUGAUUCGAAAAAAGAAUAACUUACCAAAACUUCCAGCUCACAAAGAUUCGGGGUGGGUAUGGGCGUAUGCCCAAUUUUCCCCCGUCUAUUGACGCAAGACCUUUUUGCGAUGUGAACGCCUGUAGGUGUAUAGGCUACUCAGGUUUGGAAAAAAUGUCCUAGAGGUUUGUGUUUAUCUUCUUUACAGACAUCGCUACAUGUAGCAGUCAGGAGUGAUGCCUCAUUCAUCAAGUUCAACUCUGGAGUUUCUUUCCUGACUCUAACCCUUUCUGGCUGUCGGCAAAUGUGAAUGACUUUCAGACUAAAUUAUAAUAUGAUAAAUUCAUAAAUGGGCGUUACCGUUAGUAAUGACAAGUUAGCAUGAGUCUUGGAAGAGCUUGCAGUGUACACUAACACAAGUAUGGGAGCAAAACAGACAAAGGGGGCUGAGGCUGGCCCAAGCCCUCAUCACGGUUGGAAACGGACACCGACAAAGGAGCGAAACGAUUUAUUUGCCUCGUUCAUGUUAAGGUCAGGGGACCGACUUAGCCGAAGCGGGACCCCUCCUCCUUACCAGCGACGUAUCGGGAUGAUUCAGGAGAUGAUGAUGAUGGCAAAGCAAGGAAAACAAGACGAGGCAACAGAGAUGCUGAAGACACUCCGACAGGAUUUAGGAAUGGAGUCCACGUCUCUGGAUGAUGUCCUGUACCGAUACGCCAGCUUCCGCAACCUGGUGGACCCCAUCACCCAUGACUUGAUCAUCAGCCUGGCCAAAUACGUCCACUGCCCCAAAACGGAGGGUGACUCGCUGGGUGCCAUGGAGAAGGUUUGCCGGCAGCUGACGUACCACCUGAGCCCGCACUCUCACUGGAGGCGGCAGGGUCUGCUGAAGAGGAAGCCUCAGGCCUGCCUGAAGUCUGUUUUGUCCGUCCCUCCAGCCAGUGGGGCCUUAGACCUGUCGGGCAUUCCUCUGGCCGUGCGGGACAUGGAGCGCCUGUGCGCUCACCUCCAGCGCCACGCCUCGCGCAUCUGCAGCCUGGAGCUGGGCUUCACCGAGCUUACGGACGAGGCCUUCCUGGUGCUGCUUCCCACGCUGGCCGUCCUGCCCCGCCUCGAGACGUUGGCCCUCAACGGCAACCGGCUGACACGUGCCGUCCUCAAGGAGCUCACAGACACCCUGAAGGACCCGGACAGCUUCCCCAGCGUCACAUGGAUCGACCUGGGCAACAACGUGGACAUCUUCUCCCUGCCGCAGCCCUUCCUGGUGAGCCUGCGCAAGCGAUGCCCCAAGCAGGGCAACCUGCCCACCAUCUUGGAGUUCGGGGAGAGCCAGGCCAGUGAGCCCGAGUACAGGGUGGACGGUGAGGAUGAGGGCGACGACACCAACCGGACCGAGAGCACAGGUGAGCUGCGGUCCGAAGUUGAGGGAGAGCUGGAAGGGGAGAUGGACGGAGAGAUGGAAAUCGAGGAGAUGAUGGAAGAACUGCUGGACUUUGAUCGAGAGGUGCAGGGCAAGGAGGACGAGGAUGAGAGCAUGUGGACCAUGGAAGACCAACGAGUCGGGAAAAAAACGAGACAGGAGAAGCCGAGCAAAGGGAAGAAGGGAAAGGAGGCAGUGAAAGCGGAGGAGGAGGACGACACCCAGAGUCAGUCCUCACAGAUGUCUUGCUCCAGUCCGUCCCACAAUUCCUCUGGGGCCUUUCAACUGCACAAAGAGGACAGUGGGAAUAGGGCAGCACCUCCCUCAGACAACUUGACCUGAGAUCCACAUGUCGAUUAUCUGUGCCAUUCUUUGUAAUAGGUGUGUCGUUUAGAGAGAGAGUGACAAGGAGAGAGAACACGACAAACCCUGUCAUCUCCAGUUGUGGGUAGCUUUGGUUGGGAGCUUGCCCAAACCAAAAAGAUUGGGAGGGGUCAUUGAUGGUUCAUUUUGAGGAGAUGACAACCAACAAAUGACAGCAACGUGUAUGAUUUCAUUAGCCCUAACAUAUAACCUAACGUGUAAUAUAGUACUGCAGUCUGAACCACUCGUUAAAUACAAAGAUUAUAUUUUACUGUAAACUGGUAUGUUUUUAAUAUAUCAUUCAGGUGUCUCUCCCCUUUAUCCUGUCCAGUUGUGGACAUAUGCCUAUGUGCCUGUGACAUUGCUACCUUGCUGUAGAAUGGAUUGUGUAUUUGCGGAGUUGGAAAGUGAGGAUGAGACAGAGCAAGGCAGACAUGUCUUCAUCCCCCCCUAAUUCUCUGCCUUCAAAUCUAUGCACCCAGCUCUUAGAAAUAACCAGCACUCCCCAGGCCCUUUGUUCCUGCCCAGUAUUUCCUAAUCAAUAAAUACCGCCCAGAGCUUUGGUUUGACAGCAGGCGGAUGUGCUGAGAGCAGCUUUAAUGAAGUGUUACCUUUUGAAGAGGGGACAAACCAAAAAAGAAAAAAAAAACACACUGAAAAGGAACAGACUAGCGAGAGAGGAUGUCCCUCUUUGACAGUAUUUAGGAUCUGUACAAAAGCAAGCUGUCACUGUGAGGGGAAACAGUGCCUGAGGAAGGGAAGGGAAUGAACUAAAGAGAUUCCUCUCCCUAGUUGUCUAAAGAGGCACAUCUUUUGGACAACAGACUGAGGAGGGGAGUUUCAGCUUAAAGGUGCAGUACGUAGGAUUUAGUGGCAUCUAGUGGGGAGGCUGCAGAUUGGCUUCUUUCUGAGCAUGUAGCAGAGCCACCAGGUGUCAUAAAGAAACGUGAAAGGGCCUCUUGAGUUUCAGUGCGGUUUAUCCAUUCUGUGCUACUUUAGAAACAUGGCCGUGCAACAUGGAGUCUAUGUUGAUACGGAUCACUUAUUGUAAGCUAACGAAAACAAUGAUUCAUAGUCAUAGUUGAUUAUACACUAAUGAAAACAUAGUUAUGAUUAUUAUAUUUGAUUUCUACUAACCGCUCUCCCUACAUCCUACUGCACUGUUGCAAAUUAGGAAAUUUUGAUAUGUAAUUACCAGAGCCAUCCUAGCCUCGCUCACCCCUUUAUUCACACAUACAUAACUUCUCACAAAUAGUGUUUCUUUUCAUUUCUAGGAAAUAUUUACACCUACUUAAAUGUACCUUAUAUAAUUGAAUAUCAUUCAUAAUUGUACAGUUAUGAAGGAAGCGUGUUGUUCAAUUACUUUUAGAGUGGGAUAAGAAUCUGCUUUGAACACAUGUAAAUGUAUUUUGCUAAUUAGAUGCUGCUAUCUCUGUUUGCUUAGAGGUUGUACAACUACCCAAAUCUUAUUGUGAAUAAUUAUAUCCCAUACAAGCUAAAUUACAGUAUUUGUGUCAAUCUUUCCCCUUAUAUAUUGGAGCCUCUUUUAAAUGAAUUGAACAGAUACCCCGUGUGCACUUUAAUGAAAUAUGUUUCUCAUUCUCAGGUCCUCAUACCAUAAGGAGUGAUUUCAUCUCAGAGAAAGACAUUCUGUUAAUGUCAUUGUGGGUUUGUCAAAAAAUCAUAGUUAACCUCAAUUCAUCAUUAGUUUAAAUGUUCAGUGAAUCUGUGAUUCCGUAUUUAGUGUAGCAGAGUGACCACUGACUGAUAAUAAUGAUCUACUCCAGACAUGUUUGCACCAUGCCUAUAGUGAGUCUUUAUGGACCUAUCUGCAUUUAAAAUGAGUUGACACUAAGUAAAACUACAAAUGUAAUGUGAAGUAACAUGAACCUGAUGCAAACAAUUUUCAUUUAAAUUGUUAAUUAACAUAAUAAAAAGAUGACAUUUUUCUGAUAUUGACA
Messenger RNA from Alosa sapidissima (American shad), 4880 nucleotides. RefSeq names its product leucine rich repeat containing 75A (gene lrrc75a). NCBI's taxonomy places the organism in Eukaryota, Metazoa, Chordata, Actinopteri, Clupeiformes, Clupeidae. The coding region runs from base 1558 to 2898 and encodes 446 amino acids. The transcript is spliced from 4 exons. The record is from RefSeq and is a predicted model, not a curated record.